AUCGGUCAGAUUUUAGAAGAUAUUUUUGUGACCAUUAGUAAUAAGAAUCAACCAGAAUUUCGACCGACUACAACAUCUACACAAAAAAUGAUGACGUAGUACGAUUGGCGUACCUGGGAAAUAAGGAAGCAGAAAGUAUGAAAGUUAACAUUUUGCUGGAGACUUUAAUCAACGUUUCUGAAAAAGGAGCAAAUAUAGCGAGAAUCAUACGUUCAGAAUCAUCAUUACUUGAACUUCUCGUUCAAGAGAAGAAGGGUGACCAAAAGAACAAUAGAUUUGUGAAAGAUUUUAAGACUCUGGCAGAUGUAUUGGUUCAAGAAGUGGUUCGGUAUGACCUUAAAAGCAAAUUUCCAGGUAUAGGAGAGAGUAUUUAUGGUGAGGAGAGCAACAGGUUCACCAAUACACUGGGAGACAAGGUCACUGUAGAGAUACAAGAUACACCUGAGAAAACGCGGACAUUACUCAGGCAGGUUUUAGAUGGUAAUGAGAAAGCAGCUCAUAUUUUAUCAGAGGUGAUACACCAUGAUGUCCAGAUGUCAGACAGGUGUCACAUAACUGACCUUGACUUUGACCUAGCAGUAGAGGAAAUAGGAGUAUGGAUUGAUCCAAUUGAUUCAACUGCCCAGUAUAUACAAGGUGAUGAGGGUACAGUAAUAGAUGGUUUAGUUAGCGAGGGAUUACAAUGUGUAGCUGUGCUGAUUGGAGUGUAUGACAAGACAACAGGACUGCCCCUCAUAGGUGUCACAAACCAGCCAUUUUAUCAGUUGGAAGGUUCAAGGUGGACUGGAAACAUCACUUGGGGAGUUUGUAUUGGCGAGACAAAAAUUAACUCAUUACAGGGAACAAAUGUAUCAAAGAAUAGUCCUGCAAAGACAGUUCUCAUUAGCUCUAGUGAAUCUGAGCAGGUGAAAGACACACUAAGUAAAGCCUUCACCCUCCGUCACAUCUCCGGGGCCGGCUACAAGCUUCUGGGUGUUUGUCAGAAUCUUGCAGAAGCUUACCUGCUCACUAAAAGUAGUAACUACAAAUGGGAUUGUUGUGGGCCUCAUGCAGUACUUAGGUCAAUGGGCGGUGGAAUCAUCAAAUACACAGACCUGUAUAGUCAUGUCAAAUCUGGUCUGAAUGAGUUCGAUGGACUUGAACAACUGAAGUACCAUAUACCAGAUGAUCCGGAUAAUUCCGGUGCACAGAGGUGGUGCAAUCAAUGGGGAAUAGUGGCCUAUAAAUCACCAGAAGUAUUGAAUAAAAUCGCAAAAGUUGUUAAAGAUAUAUGAUGUAAUUUUCCCACACAGACAAAGCACUUUUAAGAAAAGUAUAUUCAAAAAGAUUAUUCUUAUUUUCAGUUCAAUUUUUAUCUAGUUCAAAGAAAAAAUAUGCUUAUUUGUAAUACUGUAGCCAGGCAUUAUAAUAAUUUUACCAUGUUAAAAAAAACAGAUUAUCUUGUACUUUUAGGCCAUAUCUAACUAAAAAGUUGUUUAUUGGAUUUUUUUUUUUUUUU
This is a messenger RNA of Mercenaria mercenaria, 1498 nucleotides long. RefSeq names its product inositol polyphosphate 1-phosphatase-like. Gene Ontology annotation, molecular function: inositol-1,4-bisphosphate 1-phosphatase activity. The record is from RefSeq and is a predicted model, not a curated record. Lineage: Eukaryota; Metazoa; Mollusca; Bivalvia; Venerida; Veneridae. The transcript has 6 exons. The coding region runs from base 138 to 1274 and encodes 378 amino acids.